Messenger RNA from Erinaceus europaeus (western European hedgehog), 1690 nucleotides. RefSeq names its product zinc finger protein, FOG family member 1 (gene ZFPM1). Gene Ontology annotation, molecular function: RNA polymerase II-specific DNA-binding transcription factor binding. Gene Ontology annotation, biological process: erythrocyte differentiation; positive regulation of transcription by RNA polymerase II; megakaryocyte differentiation. Bases 361 to 1335 code for a protein of 324 amino acids. The transcript is spliced from 5 exons. Gene Ontology annotation, cellular component: nucleus. The record is from RefSeq and is a predicted model, not a curated record. NCBI's taxonomy places the organism in Eukaryota, Metazoa, Chordata, Mammalia, Eulipotyphla, Erinaceidae.
GGAGCUGAUGCUAAGGGGGCGGGCCCAGGGAGGCCUGGAACCCGGACUGACCUAGGCAGCGGGGACGAGAAGAGGGAUUAGAUGACCAAACAGAGUCAGACUGGGGACGAAGCUGCGGGGUCAGAAGAGGUGCAGAGGCCUAAGUGAGCUCCGGAUCCGGGCUGGCUCUAGGCGGUCGGGGCGAUUGGAGAGGAGCCAAUGCUAGGGGGCGGAGCCAGAGAUGGGGCGGAGCUGGGCCCGGGCGGCCAGGAACUAAGAGCUGACUGGGGGCGGGGCUAUGGCGGCCGGGGGCGGAGCCAGGGCGGGAGGAACCCAGGCCAUUGAGGGGCGGGGUCCACGCUGCGGGUGGGGCGUGGCCUAAUGGGGGCGUGGCCUCGCGUCACUGCUCCUCCCGCCCGGCCCCGCAGCUCGCGCCCUGGCGGUGGCCGCCGGAGCGCCGCGCGCUGCCCGCGGGGUCUGAGGAAAGGAAGCGGCGGCCGCGGGGUCCGCCCGCGAGCUGAGGAGCCGACAGCCCGCCGCCUCCGCGGUCCGCGCGCGCGCAGCGCAGGGCCCUGGCCUUCGGCCUUGGCGGCGCGGAGGCUCCGGGCCGGACGCGGCGGGCUGGGGGCGCGGACUGCGGCGGCCGUGGAGCCCGGGGGCCGAGGGCAUGAGCCGCCCUGCGGCCCCGCCGUGUCCCUGCCGCCCGCCGCCCUCCAGGGGCUAGAGGCGGCCUCCGGGAAGGCGCGUGGCGCCGGAGACAUGUCCAGGAGGAAACAGAGCAACCCCCGGCAAAUCAAGCGUUCCCUUGGAGACAUGGAGACCAGAGAAGAGGCCCAGCCAACCGACAUCCACUCUCCUGAACAGGAGGCCACAACAGCUGAGGCCACAGGGGACACUGAGACCCUGAGCCCAGCCAGCUCAGAUGCCAAGCCCCCGCCCCGGUCUCCCACACCCCCAGGAAGGCCCGAGGAGCUGGAGGAACAGGAGCUAGAGAAGCCACAGCUGGAGGAGGAGGAGGAAGAAGCCAGUGGGUCCUGGAACUGCCCAGAUGAGCUGGAGCUGGUGCUGGAGUCUGGGCAGAGGUGCGUGCGGACACGACAAAGCCUCACUGAGGGCCUGUGCUGGGGCCCCUUUCGUGGAAACAUCCAGAACAGAGCUUCAUCCCCUGGGCAGGCAGAACCGAGCUCAGUGCCCACCCUGCUGCUGGAGGAUGAGUACUGCUGGCUGAGGACGCUGCCCCAGGCCCCAAGUGAGGCUGAAGCCAACACAGAGAUCUACAGGAAGGGUUGGUAUCCCAGCGCUUCCCCAGUGCUUUCCGCAGGGUGGAGGGCGAGUGCUCUGCCUGGCCAGCCUUAAAGGGAAAUCUGCCUGCCUGCCUCCCUCCCCCACCUUCUGAGACAGUGGAGGAGGGGGAACUGUUCCGGGCCAGCUGACAAGAGUGUCAGGCUAUGACUUCACUUGGGCAGUGGAGGGGAAGCCCAGGCUGGCAGGGUCAUGGGGUAGGUUCUAGCUGACUCCCAAGAGGGAAGACCAUAUCCCUCCAAGAAUUUGUCUCUUCUUCAAUAGGGGUCUGUUUCUUUUUUUUUUUUUUUAAUUUCUUUAUUGGGGGAUUAAUGUUUUACAGUCAACAGUAAAUACAAUAGUUUAUACAUGCUUAACAUUUCUCAGAUAUCCCUAUAACAAUACAACCCCCACUAGGUCCUCUGUCAUC